This is a messenger RNA of Drosophila busckii, 1142 nucleotides long. Its product is annotated as alpha-tocopherol transfer protein-like. The record is from RefSeq and is a predicted model, not a curated record. The transcript has 3 exons. Lineage: Eukaryota; Metazoa; Arthropoda; Insecta; Diptera; Drosophilidae. Gene Ontology annotation, cellular component: membrane. Bases 175 to 1116 code for a protein of 313 amino acids. Gene Ontology annotation, molecular function: phosphatidylinositol bisphosphate binding.
AAGCGUCGACAGUCGUGCAUGGAACGCAGACAGCGGCAGUAGUUCAAUAUUUAAAUACGGAGCAGUCGCCGUAAUUUAUAAAAAGCGCGCCUGGUCAGCUACAUAACAAGUGCACGCAAUCCAUAUAUACAUCUAUAUAUAAACAUUUAUAACUGUCUUCUUUACAUAGCCAACAUGAGCGCCAAUGAGGACUAUGCCAUACGCCCGCUGAGCGCUGAGCUGGCGCUGAAGGCGCAACAGGAACUGGGCGAGGUGCCCGAACGCAUUGAAGAGGACAUCAACAUGCUGCGCGCAUGGAUCUCAAAGCAGCCGCAUCUGAGCGCACGCCAGGAUGCACAAUUCCUAGUGGCCUUUCUGCGUGGCUGCAAGUACAGCAUAGAGAAGACGAAGCACAAGCUGGACAACUUUUAUGCCAUGCGUGGAGCAGUCCCCGAGCUGUACAAGAAUCGCUUUGUGGGCGAGAAACAAUUGGCUAUCUUUAAAACCGGCUGCCUGUUGCGUCUGCCCAAGCCGCUGACAAUCGAUGGUCCACGCAUACACAUAUCACGCUAUGCCCAGUACGACGCUGCUAAGUAUUCCAUUGCAGAGGUCAUGCAGGUCAACACAAUGCUGGGCGAAAUACAAAUACGUGAAGACGACAAUGCUAUGGUCUCCGGUUUUGUUGAAAUUAUCGAUAUGAAAGGCGUCACGGCUGGGCACAUGUUUCAGUUUGAUGUGGUGCUAAUUAAGAAGCUCGCAGUGCUGGGCGACAAGGCAUUGCCGUAUAGACCCAAAGGCUUUCACUUUAUCAAUGCACCUGCCACCGCCGAGACGGCCAUGUCCAUAGCCAAGAGCUUAAUGAGCGAGAAGAUACGCAAACGUUUUCAUAUACACUCCAAACUGGAUACGCUCUAUGAAUAUGUGCCCAAGGAGUGCCUGCCAGCUGAAUAUGGCGGCACCAAUGGCUGCAUACAAGAUGUUAUCGACACUUGGACUCAAAAGCUGGAGAGCUAUACGCAAUUCUUUGAGCAAGAUGUGGCCUAUGGCACAAAUGAAAAGCUGCGACGUGGUCAGCCCAUUAACUCGGAAACACUUUUCGGCUUGGAGGGCUCCUUUAGAAAAUUGGACAUUGAUUAGUUCUUAUGGUUCAGUACACAAUUAAG